CAGAUACCUUUUCCAGCAUUACAUGCAACAUAAACAAGAGACAUACUUUUCCUCCAAGACCAUCUUUGAUCUUGAAGUCAGAUAGACAGAAAGAAAGAAAGAAAGAAAAGGGUUGUCAAUUUGGUUAAAGCUUUGCCUUUUUCACUUUUGCUUCUUUGGCUCUCUCCCCCUCCCAUUUAGGCCACAGGGGGAUCAGUUGGGAAAAAGAUUAAUAGGAAAAUAAGAUUAAAAAGUCCAUUGCUUUUGCAACAAGAUAUUCCAAACAUAGUUGCAAAGAUUCUGCAAAUUAUACUUAUAUUGGACCAUAUAGACCUGUUCCUCUCUCACUAUUCAUUAACCAAAAACUAAACCAUAUUUUCUUUGAGGAGAAUGCCCAAUUAGUUGUCCCAACAUAAUAGGAAAUUGGCUCAAGUUUUAGGAAGUGCAAAUGACUCUACUCUCAACAUGUUAAUAGAGAAAUGACUAGCACAUAAACCACAUUAAACUUCAACAAGUUUGACUUAAGAAACUUUUGAAGCCAAAAGGACAUAUACACAAGCUGCAGUAGUACUAAUUGUUUAGCCAAAUGAAAAGAAACAUUUAUGACUUGGGUGAUGGAGAAUUUGCAGCAGCAAUUACAGCUUCCGCGUUUGCUAUAUGUUCCAUUGAAGAAAAUGCUGGCUCUCAAUAUCAGAUAAAAACAAGAGGACCUGUUAUUAGGCCAGCAGAAACCGCUCCAAUGAGAAGGCCUACCACGGUGAAUCGUAAAAAUUCAGCAGAAAUAGUGACCAUAAAUCCUUCUGCUAGUGAUAAAAUGCAAAAGGGGAUUUCAAGAGGAAGCAGAAAUGCUGAAAACAAAGCUGAUGCUUGGGAGAAAGUUCAAAUAGCCAAAAUAAGAAAGCGACAUGGCGAACUACUUUCUUCACUUAUUGCUUGGGAGAACGAAAAGAAGAUGAUGGCGAAACAGCAAAUGGAAAGGAGAAAGAAUCAAUUGGAGCUUGCUAUGAAAAGGAACUUGCAGCAUUACAAGAACAAACUCGCGAGGAUUGAUCAUAUUGCCAAAGAAGCAAGAACACAAGCAGAAGAGAAAAGAAGAUAUGAAGAAUCUAUAGUGAGAGAGAAAUCAAAUAAGAUUAGAUCAACAGGAACUGGACCUGUUACAUGUUUCUGCUUCUAACUGUAAAAAAAAUGUACAAGGCCUGAUUGAAUUGUGCCCACAAGAAUUGUGCUCACUCAUUGAUUUUAUAUUGAAAUUUAUCUUAAAUUGUGUAAUAAUUGGUAAUUAGCAAACGAAAUGCAUUAGUUCUGUUGUACUGUAUUUUAUUACUAGAAGAAACAUAUGUAAUCGAAAGCAA
Messenger RNA from Capsicum annuum, 1334 nucleotides. Its product is annotated as remorin 1.4. NCBI's taxonomy places the organism in Eukaryota, Viridiplantae, Streptophyta, Magnoliopsida, Solanales, Solanaceae. The record is from RefSeq and is a predicted model, not a curated record. Bases 566 to 1156 code for a protein of 196 amino acids. The transcript is spliced from 4 exons.